Molecule: messenger RNA, 2948 nt
Organism: Hipposideros armiger (great roundleaf bat)
Lineage: Eukaryota; Metazoa; Chordata; Mammalia; Chiroptera; Hipposideridae
Gene: SLC27A6
Product: solute carrier family 27 member 6
Exons: 10
Coding region: 711-2570 (619 amino acids)
Biological process (GO): long-chain fatty acid metabolic process; long-chain fatty acid import into cell
Cellular component (GO): plasma membrane; endoplasmic reticulum membrane
Molecular function (GO): long-chain fatty acid transmembrane transporter activity; long-chain fatty acid-CoA ligase activity
Source: RefSeq, a predicted model, not a curated record
AGACGUACUCGGAGGCGAGCUGGGGCCGGGACAGGAGGCAGCUCCUCCCAGCGGGCGCGGCGGUCACCUGCGAGCACUUCGCCGGGACGGGUGUGUCCAAGGGGGAGCGCGGGGCGCAGCGAGGGCGGCGCUGCCGGGCCGAGAUCCCACGGGCCUUGGGGACACACCGAGCGGAGGCGUGGCCCCGUGACCCACCACAAAUUCUGGAGGGGGUCAAAGCCUCUGAUUUCUCAGCCACCGCCAUCCCAGCUUUUGCCAGCUCCAAUUCAGCCUCCAAGCCGCAGCCUCCGGAAGGACUACCCCAGGGGAGCAUCUGCCCCAGGACCUACCUUUCCUGAGGUGGUGGGGCUUGUUUAGGGCCGCAGAGGCGCGGUGGACUGACCCAGCCCUUCCGAGGACCGAGCUGGAAAGGACGCAAGAACCUGCCGUCCGGUCUCCCAAGGCGAGGGCGCUGCAGCUGCCUGCGUGGAUUUCGCGCCUGAACCCCACGCUAUCUACUUAGCCGCCAGGUGUCCCAAGCCUUAUCCCCACCAUCCCUUCUUCUGGGCAACCUCUUGUUUGAAAACUGAUUCUGUUUCGCAAGAUCCCCUUCUCUCCCCGGAAAGGCUAGCGAACUGCAGGUAACAGCUCUGAGCGCUGAGGACCUGCGGAAACCUGCGCUUAGACGCUGACGGCGGGGAUCAGAGUUGCCUCCCGGCCCUGUGGCCCCCAUGCUGUUGUCAUGGCUAACAGGACUCGGGGCUGGAAUGGUCCUACUGCACUUCCUGCAGAAACUCCUGUUCCCUUACUUCUGGGACGACUUCUGGUACCUUAUGAAGGUGGUACAAUGUGGAAUGCGGAUAAAGACGUCCAGUCGGAAAGGGGAACUGGUCACUGUUCUGGAUAAAUUCCUGAGCCAUGCCAAGAAGCAGCCUCAGAAACCUUUCAUCAUCUACGAGGGAGACAUCUACACCUAUGAAGAUGUGGACAAAAGGAGCAGCAGAGUGGCCCAUGUCUUCCUGAACCAUUCCACGCUGAAAAGGGGGGACACCGUGGCCCUGCUGAUGACCAACGAGCCCGACUUCGUCCACGUGUGGUUCGGCCUGGCCAAGCUGGGCUGCGUGGUGGCCUUCCUCAACUCCAACAUCCGCGCCAACUCGCUCCUGCAUUGCAUCCGCAGCUGUGAGCCUAGGGCUGUAGUGGUGGGCGCAGAUUUGCUCGAAACUCUGGAAGAAAUCCUUCCCAGCCUCCCAGAAGAUAUCAGCGUUUGGGGGAUGAAAGAUUCUGUCCCAGGAGGCGUAAUUUCACUCAAAGAAAAACUGAGCACAGUAUCUGACAAGCCGGUGCCGCGCAUCCACCAUGUUACCACAAACUUCAAGUCUCCUUUUCUUUAUAUUUUUACCUCUGGAACAACAGGUCUCCCAAAAGCAGCUGUGAUUACUCAGCUGCAGGCUUUGAAGGGUUCUGUUGGACUGUGGGCCUUUGGUUGCACUACUGAUGACAUUAUUUAUAUAACCCUUCCUCUGUAUCAUAGCUCAGGAGCUCUCCUGGGAAUUGCUGGAUGUGUUGAGUUAGGAGCUACUUGUGUGUUAAAGAAGAAAUUCUCAGCAAGCCAAUUUUGGAAUGACUGCAAAAAGCAUAAUGUGACUGUGUUUCAAUAUAUUGGAGAACUUUGUCGCUACCUUUGCAAACAACCUAAGAAAGAAGGAGAAAAGGAUCACCAGGUGCGUUUGGCCAUUGGAAAUGGUAUACGGAGUGAUGUAUGGAGAGAAUUUUUAGACAGAUUUGGAAAUAUUAAGAUGUGUGAGCUUUAUGGAGCUACCGAAGGAAACAUUUGUUUUAUGAAUCACACUGGGAAAAUUGGAGCAGUCGGGAGAACAAAUUUGUUUUAUAAACUUUUUUUUACUUUCGAUUUGAUAAAGUAUGAUUUUCAGAAAGAUGAACCUAUUAGAAAUGAACAGGGCUGGUGUAGUCGUGUGAAAAAAGGAGAGCCCGGACUUCUCAUUUCUCGAGUGAAUGAAAAGAAUCCCUUCUUUGGUUAUGCUGGGAAUAAGAAGCACACGGAAAAGAAAUUGCUUUGUGAUGUUUUUAAGAAGGGAGAUGUUUACUUUAACACAGGAGAUUUAAUGGUCCAAGAUCAGGAGAAUUUCCUUUAUUUUUGGGAUCGUAUUGGAGACACUUUCAGAUGGAAAGGGGAGAACAUUGCCACCACAGAGGUUGCUGAUGUUCUUGGAAUGUUGGAUUUCGUACAGGAAUCAAACGUCUACGGUGUGGCUGUGCCAGAAUGUGAAGGAAAAACAGGAAUGGCUUCCAUUAUUUUAAAACCAAAUAAGCCUCUAGACUUGGAAAAAGUUUAUGAACAAGUCGUAACAUUUCUACCAGCUUAUGCCUGCCCACGAUUUUUAAGAAUUCAGAAAAAGAUGGAAACUACAGGGACGUUCAAACAAAAGAAGCUUCAGUUGGUGGAAGAAGGAUUUAGUCCAUUGAAAAUUUCUGAUCCACUUUACCUCAUGGAUAACUUGAAAAAAUCUUAUGUUCCAUUGACCAAAAAACUUUAUGAUCAAAUAAUGUUAGGUGAGAUCAAACUUUAAGAUUUUUUAUAUAUAUGGGGUUUUUCAUAUGCUUUCUUAGGAGAGGUGAGAGGAAAGUGUGUGGUUCUUUAAUAUGAAAUGAAAGAAAGGAACUGACAUUAAUUAAGCAUGUGCUAUAUUUCCUUAAUUAAAGCUUUUCUUUAAUGAAGAACUUUAAUUUGUUUUAAUUGAUUAAAAAAACUUUAGUUGAUGUUCUUUUUACCUAUUUGGAGAUUCAGUACAUAACUAAAUAUUUGCCUAAAUCAUAAAAUUUUUAAGUAAUAAAUAAGUGGGUAAUAGUUUAGAUACUUACUACAAAUGUACUUUUUAAUAGUUAAGGUUUCUAGUUUUGAAUAAAUGGUUAAAUUCUAAUCAAAUAUUUUAUUUUUAUGUUCCCUG